Cherax quadricarinatus is the source of this 1978-nucleotide messenger RNA. NCBI's taxonomy places the organism in Eukaryota, Metazoa, Arthropoda, Malacostraca, Decapoda, Parastacidae. The record is from RefSeq and is a predicted model, not a curated record.
UCUAGGGUGUACUGCUCGCUUCUCCACAUCCUCAUGUCAGAUCUGUCAGCGUUCCGACGAGCCAAACUCUUGCAUGUCUUCAAUACUUUCUUUGAUGUCAACGGCAGCGGAGAGAUCGACGAAAAAGAUCUGGAAAUUGCUAUCCAGAAAGUAUGCGGAGCGCGCGGGUGGGGGCGCCACGACCCCCACUACAACAAGACAAGAGAUGCUCUCAGGAAGCUGUGGGAUGUGCUGACCAGCAAGGCUGACACUGAUCAUGACAAGCAGGUGUCGGUGGAGGAGUGGUAUGCUGCCUGGAGGCUGGACGAGAGUGCUGGCAGAGAGUGGAGUCACAUCUUCAGAGACCUCAUGUUCCUCCUGGAAGACGCCUCAGCCUCUCAGACUGACCUGCCAGCAUUUUUAUCCUUCACCAACGGAUCCAGUGAGCUGGUGAAGGAAAGCCUACUAGAACAUAAUUCGCAAUCGUACAGGAGUGGAUGGUCCCACUUACACCGCUCAAUGCAGACGACAAGACCAGCUGACAAACAAGCCUGGAUCAUGGAAAAUGUUGCUGCAGCUUUGUUAGCAAGUGCAAACUCUGCUAACGAGAGAGUGGACGACGCGGGAGAGGUGACCAAGGAUAAAUUUGACGAGUUGUGGGAGCAGUACUUUCACUCUGAGAACGUCGAGGCGCCCGGCAACUACAUCUUCGGAAAAUUUGACUUCUAAAUCAUGCACCAUAUCGAUGUUUAGCUAGGUAGAGAGAGAGAGAGAGAGAGAUAUCUGAGUGUCUGCGGUUUCGUAAUGUCUUCCUAGCUGCUUGGGUGCCCUCCUAGUUAUCUGGAGGUGUUUAGAGAGGAGUAUUCUUGCUGACUUCAGUUUAUUCCUCAGAGUAUCGUAGCCAAAGAAUGCACUUCAAAGGAGCGUUUCUCAUGCCGUGGGCUACGGUCACUGUAUGGGUAGUGAGCGAGGAUACAUACUAAUGGAUCUUCUAGCAAAUUUGGCAGAGAAACACUGUUCUGGAGCGAGUUCGUUUGGUUGUGAAGUGUUUUAAAGUAUAUCUUGGCUGCUAUGAGGUUCUUCAUUGCUCAUGAAGUACACAUUGGAGGAUGCCCUGACUGCUGGAACGAGCGUCAAUGCUCAUGGAAGACACACUGAAGGAUGUGCCUGGCUGCUGGAAAGUGCUCCAGUGUCAUUGCAAGACACUGGAGGAUGUCCUGGCUGCUGGAACGAGCUUCAAUGCUCAUGGAAGACACACUGAAGGAUGUGCCUGGCUGCUGGAAAGUGCUCCAGUGCCCUUUCAAGACACUGGAGGAUGUCCUGGCUGCUGGAAGGUGCUCCAAUAUUUCUCCUCUUCUUUGCACAUAAAAGUAACGCUAACUUAAUCAUUAUUAUAUAAAUAAUGUUAGGAUUUUUGUUUUAAGCUAUAAGAAAUCUGUACCAAGCAUAACAUUCACAAAACGUAUCUAGUUACAAUGAGGAUAUGUAUCCUAGAAUACGAAUAUUUUUUUGCAGUUUAUAUAUACCUAUUUCUGUAAAAUGUAUCGUUCUUCUCGUGUAUGGAAUCCACAAUACUGUGAACUAAACCACCAAGAAAUGCGUCCAUCUUGUCAGAAGCUGCCAUUGCUCGACACCUUCACUGUAACUUUCAACUGGCUGUAGUCGACAUAUUUUGUAGCUUUCUUAGCUCUUUGCUUGAUCAAUUGUCAAUGUAUGUUAGAUGUUCUGUUUGUGAUAAAAACGGUAAGACUGCUGUAAAGAAAAGAAACAACUUAGAUAUAUGAAAAAAUGCUGUAACGAGAGAGCAAAACAGACGAUAUAUUUACACACAUUAUUAUCCACAUUUGCAUUGUGCAUAUUUAGCUUAGCGUAAAUGUCUUGUUUUCAAGCGUAAUAAUACAUUAAUUUGGGCUGUCGCUUGACGGGAGUUGGCUAUACUGUUGGGAUAAGUUGAAACACUUUUUUGUAACUAGCGAUUCUAGCGAUAUAUAUAUAUAUA